AUGGAUACUCAGCAGAGUAGGCACGUAGUGCUCGAGGACACGUCAUCUGAUUUAGUGGCACCACCUGUUAUACAUGUUCAGAUACCAGCUACACAGACGUUUCCUACUGUUUUGCAUGAUCAUGCUGCUAUCAUUCCACCCAUUGUCACACCAGUUACCAUUAUUGAGGAUCCUCGUUCUCGUAUGGACAGACUCGAGCGGAGGAUUGGACAGAUGAGAGAUCCUGAUGAGAUGAUUUCAUGGGAUGACUCUGUCGACGUGUCAGUGGCCACUUUGCCAGUCGGUUUCAGGAUGCCUGAUAUAGAGAGAUAUACGGGUGUUGGAUGUCCUCGUAUUCAUCUCAAACUUUAUAGCACAGUUAUGAGGGCUCUUGGCCUAGAUGAGGCACAGUUGCUCUCUUUGUUCCCAUUAUCAUUGAGCGGCAUGACACAGAGAUGGUAUGCUUCAUUAGAGUCAUCUCGUCGGAGAACUUGGGAGGACUUAGCACAAGAGUUUCUGAGACAGUAUUCAUUUAGUGGUGAUACGAGCGUUACACGUAGAGAGCUCGAGUUUCUGAGACAGGGAUCAGAUGAGCCUAUUUCUUCUUUUAUCUCCCGUUGGAGGGAGAAGGCUGCAGAGAUGAUGGAGCGACCUACCGAGAGAGAUCAGAUGAGCAUGUUUUUGAGGAAUGAUGGCAUUUCUAAAGGAUUAUGGUCAGAUAUUAGUCCUUCUCCAGAUACUGAGGGAAAGGGAGUCGUUGGAUCGUCUGAGAGCUAUGGAGGCGUAUGUUUUGCAGACUUUCAGCAUCGACGACCUGGUUAUCAUCCCUAUGCGGGAUCAUUGCAGAUACCCAGGAGUGAUUUCCCACCCUUACAGCAUCGCCAUCCUCAGUCAGUUCAGCAGUACCCUUCUGUGCAUCCUCAUACUGUCACGGUGCGACCUUCAUUUCAGUUUCAGCGUCCACAGACUAGUAUCCCACGGCAUGAGCAGUCUCGUCCCCAUCGGCGACAUCAGAGGACUUAUUCUGAUUUGGGGAUGCCUUUGGAUAGAGCUUUUGAGCGACUCAGAGCUACUGGUUUUUUAGUACCAUUGGCCCCUAGGCCACCCCCGAGUACCUUACCUCCGUGUUUUCGUGCUCACGAGUUCUGUGCAUUUCACCAAAUGGCAGGCCACCGUACUGAUUAUUGUGCUUCUCUACGUCAUACCAUACAGGAUCUUAUUGACAGUGGUGCAGUUAGCUUUCCUGUAUCGACUACAGAUACUGAUCUUGGUCCAGAUAUGAUUGCUGAUUCCUUUCCAGCCUAG
Messenger RNA from Vitis riparia (riverbank grape), 1284 nucleotides. RefSeq lists its product as uncharacterized. The transcript is spliced from 2 exons. The coding region runs from base 1 to 1284 and encodes 427 amino acids. Lineage: Eukaryota; Viridiplantae; Streptophyta; Magnoliopsida; Vitales; Vitaceae. The record is from RefSeq and is a predicted model, not a curated record.